Molecule: messenger RNA, 885 nt
Organism: Paraphaeosphaeria sporulosa
Lineage: Eukaryota; Fungi; Ascomycota; Dothideomycetes; Pleosporales; Didymosphaeriaceae
Exons: 1
Coding region: 122-691 (189 amino acids)
Source: RefSeq, a predicted model, not a curated record
CACGUGUUGCGUCCCUCACGCUGUAGGUAGGACUAGUCUACACAGCACCACAGCGGGGACCGAGGCCGCGCUAGCGCAGGCGUGCCAGACCGAGUGCUGUGCUGACUGCUCUGCGACCAACAUGCGUUGUGGAGAGCGGUUAGUCCAGGCUUUGGUGCACCGUCCAGCGCACACUUCACUUGCCUAUCUGCAUGCAGGUGGGAUUAAGGUUUGCAGAGAAAGGGAUUUAGAUGACGAGGAGGCGCAUGUGUGUACUGUGCAUGCGACGAUGCGCUGCGCUGCGAUUCUGCGUGUGCUGGCACGUGUUGAAUCGACCUCGCAGCCCGACACUCGCACACAGAUGGACCCAUCUUGCCCCGCGCGCAGCACCCCAGGGUUUAACACACAGCCGCUCUCCGCCACUAUAUCCCGUCGGCGCCCGUCCGCGCAGUCUGCGCGGACGUUGCACAACCUACAGCCUCGUCACCCCCGUUCCCCGCUGCGCUCCUCGGACCGCACUGUCACGGCCUCACAGAGCCUGUGGAGCGGUGAAGGGUGUAAUACUUUACGUGAUGCGGGCUGCUGCAGGGAGUCACGAGACCGGUUCAUUGGCUGCGAGGUGCCGAUGGGGGGUUCGGCACUUUGCGACAGGCGAGCCACCCGAGUUUUCUGUGUUGUGCUUGACUCGGGAUACCGAGGGGCGAGUAGGUAAGCGCGCGAGGAGGCGAAAAGGAUGACCCUGGAGUAGUAGCAUUUGUUUUCUAGAGGACUAUUUUGGUCGUCCCGUAUGGUCUUCCGUGCGCCGAGAAUUCGUUUUCAUGGCCAAGUGGGAAGCGUGUUUCGGGGCUUGCAUAUCUGUCAGGCUGUUUGGCCCCCAGGCCAGAUUUGCCAGGAACGAAGAAACCU